GACCCUCCCCCCCUCCCUCACCGAGGAGCAGCACACCGACACGGCGGCAUUCACCGGGGACACCCCGCCUCACUCUCCGUCACAGGCCGCGGGCUGGCUGAGCAGGCCGCAUCCCGAGCGGGGCGGAAACCGGGCAUUGCUUCCUGAGAGCUGGCACCGGGGAAACCGGCAGGCCGCACCGACACGGGGAUACAGGCCUCGCCCGAAACCACGGCCUAGAGUAGCUGCUCCGUCCGCAGGAGGAGGGGGUCUGGCCGGCCUCACACAGACAGAGCUCCCCGGACUGGCUCCCCGGCCUGCUCCAACCCGGAGUCUCCGCUGCCAUCCCUGGACACCUGCUCCGGCUGUGGCCCCUGGCCUGUGAUUCUUGUGGCCCCUGGCCUGUGAUUCCUGGGGCCCCUGUGAAGUGAGCUCCUCCACCCUGGCAUGCGAUUCCUGGAGCCCGGCUGCCCUGGCAUGUAAUCCAAGGGGCCACAGUACCGCUGCCCUGGCAUGUGACUCCUGGGGGCCCUGGCAUGCCAUUACUGGGGUCACACUCCCCCUGAGCAGGAUGACCUAGCCAGCCCUGCCAGAGCAAGCUAAGGCCGGGGUAUCUCCAUCAUCUGCAUCUCUUAUAACCCUGGGGGGAUUGGAAGACCCCCCCCUGGCUCUCACACAAUGACCUGGGGGUAAGAAAACCCGGGGGGAGCAUGUGAGCUUUAAGGGACCCUCCCCACACCUCUGGACUGCAAGAGGGGACCCCCUGUGUUUGGACUGGGAGGGGGCUGCUGCAGACCUGGACCAUCAUUUGGAUUUGGAAAUGAAAAGGCAGCAUCUUCCUUACUUUUGGAGGGAGUCCAUUUAUUGCUUUACGAUUUUAAUGAAUUCUCUGUGCAGCUGGUGGGAUUUUUGCUGUGGCUGCCCCUAUUGUACUGGAAUCUUGCUAUAGACCCCCCUGUGCUUUAAUGAGAUUUGCGAUCACAUACUGGAUUGGAUAUUUUGAGUUCAUUACAUACAUAUAUAUAAUCCGUAUUUUCUGCUUACUGGAGCUAGUGGUGUGAAGAGUCUGCAAUGAACCCGGUGAAUGCUACUUCCCUGUACAUCUCAGCAAGCCGCUUGGUGCUGAACUACCAUCCUGGGGAUCCUCAGUCCUCAGCCGAGAUCUGCAAAAUGCUUCCUUUCUUCAGGCAGGCACUUGCUUGCUGUGUCUGCGGAAAUUUAUUGGAAGACCCUAUUGCUCCUACCAAUUCCACCUGCCAACAUUAUGUUUGCAAACAGUGCAAAGGAAAAAAGAUGAUGAUGAAACCUUCAUGUAGUUGGUGCAAAGACUAUGACCAGUUUGAAGAGAACAAGCAGUUGAGUAUUCUUGUUAGUUGCUAUAAAAAGCUAUGCGAGUACAUCACACAGACUCCCCUAGCACAAGAUGUUUUAAAUACAGUGGAAUGUUCUGCAGACCUAUUGGCUUUCCUUCCUGAAGAAUCUCCUCCUGAAGAACAAGAGGGUACUCCAUCUGCACCCUCAUCCCCACUAUGCCCAUCGCAUUCCCCACUACCUUCUAAUUCAGAACCAGCGACAGAAUCUGACACAAGUUUAUGUCAAAUCCAGCAAGAUAAACUAGACAUUGAAAAGGAGUGUUCAGUAACUAAUGGGUUAACUAAUUGCAAUGGGCUCCCUGAAGCUGAACUCAAUAUAGUAAAUAUAGCUUCUCCUGAAAGCCCUGGCCCAAUAGAUCUAUGUUGCACAGCUGUUAACAUUAAAACAGAAGAUCUAUCAGAGACUUUGGAGACUGUCUGUGAUCCAGUUUCCACCAGUGAGUUCAGUUCGGCUGCACUUGAUAUAUGUGGCUAUAACGAUGAUCUCAAAAGCAAUGAUCCAUUGCUUUUGAGCAUGGAGGAAGUUUUGCAGACUUUAGAAACUGUUUCUGGUGCUGUGAGUGAUUGUGAUCUGCACCAUAGCUUGGAAACUUCAACUUCUAAUGGAACUUUUCUAGACCUUUGUCCCCAACCCCUUACACACACAGUUUUGUUGUCCGACAGCCAUGUUCCUUCCCACGGGAUUUCUUGCACUGCUGCCACCCUUAAAAUGGUGAAAACAAACCGCAAACGUUCGCGAUCUGAAAGUGAUAGCGAGAAGGUCUUGCCACUACCAAUAUCCAGCAUCAUUCUUGGACCAACGCUCGGAUCACCCACUCCUAUGUUGAUAACACGUGAAAACAGGAACUUUUUGCAACCUGUGGUUACUGUCCCCAAUGGGGGCAAUUCAUCCAAAAUCAGCAAGACAAUUCUGUUGUCAAACAAACCGUUAAAGAAAAAUCCAGAGCACGGUCCCAAGAAAACGCAUCCAAAAUCUAAACCAACAUUGCUGAAAACUAAAGAUAAAAUGAAGGAAAAGAUUCCCAGCAAUAAUGUGGUGCCUGGAAGCCCAACCAAAACUGUUUAUAAAAAGCCUCAAGAGAAAAAAGGCUGCAAGUGUGGACGUGCUACUCAAAAUCCAAGUGUUCUUACAUGUCGAGGCCAGCGCUGUCCUUGUUAUUCAAAUCGCAAAGCCUGUCUGGACUGUAUUUGCCGUGGCUGCCAAAACUCAUACAUGGCAAAUGGGGAGAAAAAGCUAGAGGCUUUUGCAGUGCCAGAGAAGGCAUUAGAGCAGACCAGGCUUACAUUGGGCAUUAAUGUGACGAGCAUUGCAGUACGCAAUGCCAGCACAAGCGCCAGUGUCAUCAAUGUUGCAGGUUCCCCAGUAGCAACAUUUCUAGCUGCCAGUCCCCAUGAUGACAAAAGCCUAGAUGAAGCUAUAGACUUGAGGUUUGACUGUUGAUUGGGCUUGGAUAUUCCUAGCUCAAAAGAAGCAGGGGGAUGGCUUCUGUUUUAUGGCAGCUAUGACUCUGGUUGGUUAAAUUGCCGGAUCCUCUGCAUAUAGAUCACUUGUAUCAAGUGUGUUCAUUGAUAAGUUAUGUGUUUAUGUUUGUUGGGGUGGGAGGGAGAAGGUUGGGUAGGACAAGGGAAAGUUUGGCUGUAAGAGAAAUUGUUACCCUAAAAUGUCUGUUUCCUUGACUUUGGUAUGAGGGUUGGAGGGAGAGUUUUGAUUUUCUGAUGCACCUGAUUUAUAGAACACGAUCUUUGGCAAGACGAUCAACCACAGAACGACCUUUUGUAUCCUGUCCAGUGUGUUCAUCAAGUCAGUUAGAUUCAUACAAUUUACCGUCUGUAGAAAACACAUACUGUGCUAAAUUUCCUGUCUAUAAAUCACUUAGGAGAAGCUUCAAAUUUAAAAGUUUUCAGGCCUUAGGUAUUUUUUCCCCUUUCUUUUCUAAGGGUGUCUACAAAUGUUCUAAAAAUUCCUGUGCAUGACAUUUUAUGUAAAAUGUUUCUGGUCACCAUCAACAAUUCCCCCCGACCCCCCCUUAAUAUGAGUAUAUGGUAUAGCUAAAGUCAUCUUUCUGUGCAAUUGAUUAUUCAUUUGUGCUCAUUUGCAUUGUUUUUUUAUCAACAAACGUUGUGCAUUGUAUUGAUAUCACAGGCAAAGUCUUCUCCUUUGUUCUUGGCACAAUGCACAAGCCUUGUGAUGAAAACUUGGCACAAUAAUGUUGCAUUAAACGGACACUCCAAGGUAUGUUUGACCUUACGUUUCUUGUUAAUGCAUUAUGUUUAGCAGGCAUUUACUACAGCAAAUAAUUAGAUGUGAUACUAAUCAGUGCCAUCUUGUCCAGUCAGUUGUCUCCAACUAUUUGAAAGUGGGUUGUUCUGCUUGAAUGCAUUUAUCACCUAAGUGCAUUAUCACUUCAUUUACCAUGCAAAUGAAUGAUAGCUGUUCAUGCCUGCAAACUACAACUGUACAGUAAUUUAAUUUGCGUUGCAACUGUAGUAUGCAUGCACAGAGUGGCUUCUAUUCAUUUGUACCGAGAAAUGCAUGGCACAGUGAUCCUAAAAUUUAAUUCAAUUCUAACAAACUGAAAGUGACGACUCAAGCUGCUUUAUUUGAAUUAAUCUAUUGUUCAGAAACCUUAAAUAAACUUUGCACCCUUAGUAUAAUUUUAUCUGACCAUCUUCAUCACAGGGUUUUAUAUUAGCUCCAGGAGUUGGAAAAUCUAGGUUCCUACUAAUGUUGAUGAAACUUAAUCUCAUGCAGUAUUUUAUAUAGACGUUCAGGUUUGUAUCUCUUCCCCAUUUUCCUCAACAACAAAAUCUGAUUGGCUCUUAAAUUUGUCUGGAUUCUAUAUUUAUAUCCAUUCAUAUCAUCCUUGUCAGUUUUACGGCUUUGUAUUGGAAAAUAAUAUAUAACCGUAAUUGUGACCUAUUUAUAGCGGCAGUUUUGUGUAACGUGGAAAUGUGUAGUCAACAUGACACUAUUUAGUGAUGUGAAAAACCAAAGUGGUAAGAUAUCCAUUUGAGAGGUUUUAUUGGAACUGCUAUGACAGUUGGAUCCACAUUAGGCUUUGUAUAAUCUGUUACACUUAAAUGUCCAGUAGAUGAGAACAGCACAAUCACUGCACAAAUUAAGUGAUUUGUGCAGUGAUCGUGCCUAAUAAAAACAAAAUGAAUCCCUUCAAGUGCAAUACAUCCAUAUAUACUAUCUAUGUAAAGAAUGUGUAAUUCUCUUCUGUUAUUACUUAGAAAUCGUAAGACCAAUGAUAGUCUGUUCAUAUAACAUGGCCUCUAGAAAUCUUACAUUAAAGAAGGUCCUAUUAACAUUAGCAGCAUUGUAUGGCAUUGCUGAUGGCACAUAGGACGUUCUUUGUUUGUAUAGAAUUUUUACAGAUCAAGUUGCAAAGAUGGCAUGACUGUUAUUGGGCAUUAAAGUAGUACUGCUUUAUGAACAGCAACUGGUCAAAUUGAUUUUCACGAUUUUUUUUUUUAUUUACAUUUUUCGCAACUGCUAGCUUUAACUUUUAGUUGGACAGGACUCUGUUAUUUAGUUUUCUUCUAAGAUAUAACAACACUGCCCCCUAGUGAAUCUGUUCAUCUGCAAAGCGAUCAUGGGGUGAUAAAUUAAAGUUGUUUUUUGUCCUGCAUCACACUUAUUCUUACUUUUACUGAAGUUCUGAGUUAUUUCACAAGAUGACUGUGGGAACAAUUAGUACUAGGUUUUAAAGAAGAAAAUUACACUGUUCUUAGAAAUCAUAACGUUUUGUUUUACUAAGUAAUUGGUAAACCAAGGUAUUUUGUCAUUUAAAGACAUGCCCUACAGUGGAUUGAUCAUCCAUCAUUUAAUGUAUUGUAGAGAUAUAAUGCAUUAAUUAAAUAAUAAAAUAAAGAUAGUUGUGAAUGUUCAUUUCCAACAAAUCCCCUGCUCUGAGGUGGCUAACAAGCUGUAUAUUUCUCAUACACACCUUUUGGGAAACCACAGAGGUAAUGUGCAUGAACUGCUUAUGGUUAUUUAAUCAUUAAAAAAAUAACAAGUAAUGGAAAUGUUUACACAAAUGAAUGGAAGCCUUCAGUAAUUUCCACUAAUUUUGCGAUGUUUAAAUUUGUUUCCCAUUCUUUUUCUCAAUAAACAAAACUCUGUGACUGUCUCUAUUGCUGCACAGUUUCUCGGAAAAUAGGGAAAGCUGUAAGGUUUUCAAGCACAGCAGAGAUUUAAGGGAAAGUUUAGUUGUAUGUUUCUGGCUGCAUUCUCACGUAAUGUUGUUAUUGGGCAUUAACAGAUUAGAGAUUGUUUAGUGUGUGUCUGUUUUUUUUUUUCCCAUGUAUUGCCAAAACCAGUUCAUAUCUGGUCUCAUCAGAAAAAUUCAGCAUAAGGUGUUUUUUUUUUUUGUUUUGUUUUCCAUAAUCUAUAAUGUAUAAUCUUGCACUAUACAUGCCUGGAGUGUCUCUUUUAAUCCAAGUGGUUAGCAAAGAUUGGACUGUCUUUCCUUACAUUUGAUGUACAUAAUGCAACUGCAAAACAUUGUUUGGUAUUAUUUUGUUCCUAUUUUUCCCAUUGACUUUCUAAUUUAAUUUAUGGGUGUUUGUAUCUAAAGUGUUUCAAGUCAAUCCCAUUUUGCUUUCUAAAGCAUUGGAUACAUUUCAAUAACUCUAGACUUCAAACUGAUUUUGGUCUGUAGUGCUUUUAUUUCAAUCACCUACUGGUCACUUCUAUAUAGGUUGAAACUUUCCCUCGAAAUCUAUAUAUUGUUUUCUAAAAUGUGUCUCUGCUUAGUCAGUUACAUUUGACCGCUGCAUUGAUAAGACAAUUUCCCAUUUUUUAGGUUAGAAUUCCAUAUAAGUCUCA
Messenger RNA from Pelobates fuscus (common spadefoot toad), 6186 nucleotides. It is a transcript of the gene MSL2, whose product is annotated as MSL complex subunit 2. Gene Ontology annotation, biological process: protein ubiquitination. Gene Ontology annotation, molecular function: ubiquitin protein ligase activity. Gene Ontology annotation, cellular component: MSL complex. The coding region runs from base 1051 to 2793 and encodes 580 amino acids. Lineage: Eukaryota; Metazoa; Chordata; Amphibia; Anura; Pelobatidae. The record is from RefSeq and is a predicted model, not a curated record. The transcript has 2 exons.